Molecule: messenger RNA, 624 nt
Organism: Colletotrichum graminicola M1.001
Lineage: Eukaryota; Fungi; Ascomycota; Sordariomycetes; Glomerellales; Glomerellaceae
Exons: 1
Coding region: 1-624 (207 amino acids)
Biological process (GO): glycerol catabolic process
Cellular component (GO): cytosol
Molecular function (GO): glycerone kinase activity
Source: RefSeq, a predicted model, not a curated record
AUGUCAGCCAAACACUUCAUCAACGACCCCACCAAGCUGGUCAACUCGGCCCUGCACAGCCUGACCCUGACGAAUCCGAGCCUCGCCCUCGACAUGCCCAACAAGAUCAUCUACCGCCGGCCGUCGCCCGAUGUCGCGCCCCAGGUCUCCGUGGUCUCGGGCGGCGGCUCGGGCCACGAGCCUUCCUUCUCGGCCAUGGUCGGCCGGGGCCUGCUCUCGGCCGCCGUCGCCGGCACCAUCUUCGCCAGCCCCAGCGCCGAGCAGGUGCGCACCGCCAUCGCCUCGCGCGUGGACACCACCCGUGGCGUCCUCGUCACCGUCAUGAACUACACGGGCGACGUGCUCAACUUCGGCAUGGCCGUCGAGAAGGCCCGCGCCGCCGGCCUCGACGUCGAGAUGGUCGUCGUCAAAAGCGUGCCCGACUGGAAGCCGUAUCCACCCCCUGUGACAGUAUGGCGGAUAGGACUCGAUUCAGAAAACAGAAGUGUCCUCCCUCUUGCUCACGGCGGCUUAUUGGGCAUCCAGACCUUGUCGAUACCUGAGGUCAGUGGGUUGCUUUUUCGAAGUAUAUCACAUUACGGUCCGUUGUGCGUUGUCCAACUCCCCAAGGGACUGAUCGGUUAG